AUGACAACAGAGGCGAAGAGCGCCGAUCAGACGGACAAUUUCCCUCUUGCUGAUGACGAAUCUCAAGGAAGCUCACUGGAUACAGGAGGCCGUGCACCACUACCAGCACAACCGUUGCCUCGAGAUGAAGGGGAUGAUCAGGAAGAGAAGGCACGACUCAUUGCGCAGGUUCUUGAGCUCCAGAAUACACUCGAUGGUAUAUUUUAG
This is a messenger RNA of Gongylonema pulchrum, 207 nucleotides long. NCBI's taxonomy places the organism in Eukaryota, Metazoa, Nematoda, Chromadorea, Rhabditida, Gongylonematidae. The record is from the annotation of a GenBank genome assembly.